CGCGACAACGCGCGGGGCCGGCGGAAAUGGUGCUGAUGUCCCGCGGCGGGCCUGGGGGCCGCCAACACCGUCGUCCUCCCGGGCCCGCCGAACGCGGUGCCCAACCCAGUCCCUUACCUACCGCUCGGGGACGCGGCCCGGGGGACCAGCCGGGCCCCCAGCAUGGUGCUCAAGGCCUUCUUCCCCACAUGCUGUGCCUCGGCAGACAGUGGCCUAUUAGUGGGACGGUGGGUCCCAGGACAGAGUAGUGCUGUGAUCCUGGCGGUGGUGCACUUUCCCUUCAUCCCCAUCCAAGUCAAAGAGUUCCUGGCCCAGGUGCAGAAGGCCAGCCAGGUACAAGUGGCUGUGCUAGGCACCUGGUGCCACCGUCAUCAGGAACCAGAGGAGAGCCUGGGGAAUUUCCUGGAGGGCCUGGGGGCCAUCUUCUCCCAUGAUCCCUGGUUGCAGAUAUGCCGGGAGAGGGGUACCAGACUGUGGAGCUGCAAGGCCACUUACCAUCAGAUGUCUAACACUCCGGACACACCCACUGAAGACCAGGUCAUGCUCAUUUUCUAUGAUCAGCGCAAGCUGCUGCUCUCCUGGCUGCAUCCCCCUCCAGUACUGCCUGACUGCCAGAUUGGAGACACCCCAGCCAGCACCGGAGGCCUAGCUGACAUCUUUGACACAGUGGCACGCAGCGAGGUGCUCUUCCGAAAUGACCAAUUUGAUGAGGGACCUGUACGCCUGAGCCACUGGCAAUCCGAGGGAGUGGAGGCCAGUAUACUCGUGGAGUUGGCAAAGCGGGCCUCUGGGCCUGUCUGCCUGCUGCUGGCUUCUCUGCUGUCCCUGGUCUCAGCAGCUAGUGCCUGCCGGCUCUGGAAGCUGUGGCCCCUUUCCUUCAUCAGAAGCAAGCUCUCCACUUGUGAGCAGCUCCAGCACCGGCUGAAGCACCUCUCACUCAUCUUCAGCACCGAGAAAGCCCAGAGUCCCAUGCAGCUGAUGAGGAAAGCCAACACGCUGGCUUCUGUGCUGCUGGACGUGGCCCUUGGCUUGCUGCUGCUCUCCUGGCUCCACAGCAAUAACCGAAUUGGACAGCUGGCCAACGCCCUGGUCCCUGUGGCUGAUCGCGUGGCUGAGGAGCUCCAGCAUCUGCUGCAGUGGCUGAUGGGUGCUCCUGCUGGGCUCAAGAUGAAUCGGGCACUGGAUCAGGUGCUAGGCCGCUUUUUCCUGUACCACAUCCAUCUGUGGAUCAGCUAUAUCCACCUUAUGUCCCCCUUUAUUGAGCACAUCCUGUGGCAUGUGGGACUCUCAGCCUGCCUCGGACUGACUGUUGCUCUGUCCAUCUUUUCGGACAUCAUUGCCCUUCUUACGUUUCACAUCUACUGCUUCUAUGUCUACGGUGCCAGGCUGUACUGCCUGAAGAUCUAUGGCCUCUCCUCUCUCUGGCGUCUGUUCCGGGGGAAGAAGUGGAAUGUUCUACGCCAGCGUGUGGAUUCUUGUUCCUAUGACCUUGACCAGCUCUUCAUUGGGACCCUGCUCUUCACCAUCCUGGUCUUCUUGCUGCCCACCACCGCUCUGUACUACCUGGUGUUUACCCUGCUCCGGCUCCUGGUGAUCACUGUGCAGGGCUUAAUCCAUCUGCUUGUAGACCUCAUCAAUUCCCUGCCACUAUACUCCCUUGGCCUUCGACUCUGCCGACCCUACAGGCUGGCAGCUGGUGUGAAGUUCAGAGUUCUGGAAAAGGAGGCAGGGAGGCCCCUCCGUCUCCUGAUGCAGAUAAACCCUCUGCCCUAUAACCACGUGGUGCACACCUACCGUCUGCCUAGCUGUGGCUGCCAUCCCAAGCACUCCUGGGGUACCCUGUGCCGAAAGCUGUUCUUCGGAGAGCUCAUCUAUCCCUGGAGGCAGAGAGAGGACAAACAGGACUGAGGAACUGGACAUGGUCUCCUCAGAGCUACUGCACGCCAUCGUGCCUCUCCUCCUUCCAGGAUUGCAGCACUGACCGUGGGCUCAUCACAGGUCCACACGGGCUGACCGACCAAACACUCCGUGUGCUCAGUGUAGGGCAGGCCUUACCUGCCAGCUUCAGUCUGACACUCUGCCUGGCACAGGGGUUCUCAACCUUCCCAAAGCUGUGACCCUUUAAUAUAGUUCCUCAUGUUGUGGGAACUCCAACCAUAAAAUUAUUUUCUUUUUUUUUUUUUUUGUUUUUUGUUUUUUGUUUUUUUUGUUUUUUGAGACAGGGUUUCUUUGUGUAGCUCUGGCAGUCCUAGAACUCACUCUGUAGACCAGACUGGCCUCAAACUCAGAAAUUCGCCUGCCUCUGCCUCCCAAGUGCUGGUAUUAAAGGCAUGUGCCGCCACUGCCCAGCAUAAUUUUCAUAACUGUAA
Molecule: messenger RNA, 2369 nt
Organism: Apodemus sylvaticus (European woodmouse)
Lineage: Eukaryota; Metazoa; Chordata; Mammalia; Rodentia; Muridae
Gene: Pigq
Product: phosphatidylinositol glycan anchor biosynthesis class Q
Exons: 11
Coding region: 163-1908 (581 amino acids)
Biological process (GO): GPI anchor biosynthetic process
Cellular component (GO): membrane; endoplasmic reticulum
Source: RefSeq, a predicted model, not a curated record